UUAUAGUGGUCGCCUGCUGUGCAGAUAAAUACGAAUGUCUAAGCGUGAUUAUUAUGCCUGUUUCUAAUUGUAAAAAACCGCCAACGCGUCAUAUACUGUGUUUGAAAAGCAUCAAGGAUGUUGAGAUUUUAUAAGUGCAGUUUCCUGUACUUUACCGUCGCUUUGAUAUUCGUUGGAUACCACACGAGCUUCGUAUCCGGACAAAACGGAACUUGCUCUGAGUAUGAAUCCGGUGAUAAUUUAUGGACACCAAACUGUACCGACGACAAUUAUUGGCGACCCGUGCAAUGCAAGGGGGAAACACUUAACGGCAGAUGUUUUUGCUAUAACGCGACGGGCACGAGGUUGUUCGGUUGGGCAUGGUGGGCAUCUGCUGAAAACAUGACUUGCGCCUGUAGCCGACGCAGGGAGGCCCUCGAAGAUGCCGGCAGAGAAGACGUUUCCUUGCACUGCUCGAGCGAUGGUAACUACGAGGAGCUGCAAUGUGAUAACGGGUUGUGCUGGUGCGUCGAAGCCAUGACUGGAGAACCGACAGAAAGGGUUUAUCCCGAAUCGAUGAUGACUUAUCUUCCAUGCUACAAUGCCACCCUUGUUGGGUCUCAGUAUCUUCGCAAGUGCGAGAGUGCAAUGGUUGGACGUGCCAGGGUUCUAGAGAAAUUAGAGACACACGGUCGUUACUAUACACACAUUGACGGCGUAAAUUGUGAAGGAGACGGCAGCUACGGCCAUUACAAAAUUUCAAGCUCACAAAUUCUUUGCACGUGGAAAAACAACACGCAGAUCGAGUCGUAUCAGACCGAACUCAGCAAUAUUCUAACAGUUGAUUGCAACUGUGCGAGGGAUUACGUGAUAUAUGACGAAGCAGGGCUAACUUUCAGUCUUUCAUGCGAUACCGACGGCAGUUACACGUCGGAGCAAUACAGCAACGGGUAUCCAUUCUGCGUCGACAGCGAUGGAUUCGCAACUACGUAUCUUGGAGAGCUUGGUGAAGAUCUCAGCUGUACUUGACCCAUGAACAAAUUAAUGGAUCUGCAGAGAUACGCAAUGUACUAGAAUGAUCGUUACAUCUUAUUAUUAAAAUUUACAUUGGGAACAUUUUUUACUUGUCAAUAAAACUUGAGUUACGAAUUUUACAAGUAU
This is a messenger RNA of Diprion similis, 1140 nucleotides long. RefSeq lists its product as uncharacterized. Bases 118 to 1008 code for a protein of 296 amino acids. The record is from RefSeq and is a predicted model, not a curated record. Gene Ontology annotation, biological process: cell-matrix adhesion. The transcript is spliced from 7 exons. NCBI's taxonomy places the organism in Eukaryota, Metazoa, Arthropoda, Insecta, Hymenoptera, Diprionidae. Gene Ontology annotation, cellular component: basement membrane.